Messenger RNA from Polistes dominula (European paper wasp), 2358 nucleotides. Its product is annotated as lipase maturation factor 2. Lineage: Eukaryota; Metazoa; Arthropoda; Insecta; Hymenoptera; Vespidae. The record is from RefSeq and is a predicted model, not a curated record. Gene Ontology annotation, biological process: protein maturation. Gene Ontology annotation, cellular component: endoplasmic reticulum membrane.
GUAAUAUCAAACAUAUUCUUAGAGUUUAAAAUGUUAUCAUAAAGUGGUACCAUGUCAUAAAUCAUAUAUUUUGAAGAUAUAAAAUUGAGAUUAAUUCAAGUAUACUAAAUAUAUCUAUUACGUAUACACCAAAUGUGAAUAUUACUACAAUAACAUAUGUAAUUUCUAUUUAUAUUUUAUAAAGAGUAAAAUAUGCUUCCUGUACGGUAUACAAGAAAUUUAUUCCUUAGAGGAAUUUGUAUUAUUUAUUUAAACGCAUUUUUGAGUUUUUAUGUUCAAAUUCCUGGACUGUAUGGUGAUAACGGAAUCCUACCUGCCAGAGCGCAAUUAGACUUUGAAAAUCAUGCAUCAUUGGAGAAAAAGUUUUCGCAAAAGCCAACUUUGUUAUGGUUCGCACCAUAUUUAGGAUUAAAUGUAGAAUAUAUGAUUAAUUUAUUAUCGCUUCUUGGUGUAGCAUUUGCUUUUCUAGGAUUUGUUUCACAAAGGUUCUGCAUUUCACCCGUAUUUAUAGCACUUUGGUCAUUAUAUUAUUCCUUACACCAGAUUGGUCAAGUAUUUAUGAAGUUUCCAUGGGAUUUUCUUCUCUUGGAAACAGGAUUUCUAUGUAUUUUCAUAGCACAACCUUUAUAUUCUCAUAACAGAAAUACUCCAAGUGACAACGUUACAUUUUGGAGCGUACGUUGGUUACUCUUUCGAUUGAUAUUUUCUACUGGUGCAGGAAAACUAAUUUCUCAGUGUCCAACUUGGUGGAAAUUAAAUGCUUUAAGUGUAUAUUUUGAAUCUCAAUGUAUACCUACUGCUUUAGCAUGGUAUGCACAUCAUUUGCCAGUUUGGAUUCUUCGCUUUACAACUGUCUUAACAAACGUAAUUGAGAUUGCUAUUCCAUUCUUAUUCUUCUUUCCAAAUAGAUUAGUAAGAAUAACAGCUUUCUACCUUCAGGUCAUUUUGCAAAUUUUCAUCAUUGCAACAGGAAACUAUAACUUUUACAACUUUUUGAUAAUAUGUUUAUGCAUCUCUUUACUGGAUGAUCGUAUAUUUUAUAGUAAAAAACAAAAAAAUGUUCGUAACAUUAAUAAAAUCUCUAUAUUAUUGUGCUUCAUAGUAUAUGCAGGAAUAUUAUAUGGAAUGUAUAAAUAUUAUAACAUACGUAUCACAAAUAACUGGACUAUUCAAACUGAUAUUGCAUUUACUCAAAAACAGUUUAAUAUUGCUUUAUCAUAUAUAAUUCCAAUGUCAAUUUAUAUGGGUAUUACAUCGCUUGGUUAUAUAAUAAUAACAACGAUGAAAGAUCUAGUAAUUAGCAAUAAAGGAACACAAAGAAAAGCAUUUGUUAAUUUUGUAACAAUUUUAUAUACUGCUGUUAUAUGCUUAAUUUUUACUCUUAGUAUUGUACCGUACGUUACUUUGAAUCCAUCUUACAACCCAACAAUACCAUCUCAAAUUCAGAAGCUUUACAAAUAUGUCGAACAUCUCCACCUCGUUAACAGUUAUGGAUCGUAUAGACCUAUGAAAGAUAUCAGUGGAAGACCAGAAAUAAUUAUCGAAGGCAGUAACAAUAGCGAUGGGCCUUGGAAAGAAUAUGAAUUUCUAUACAAACCAGGAAAUGUUAAUAAUUUAUUACCAUUCGUUGCGCCUCAUCAACCUCGUCUUGACUGGCAAAUGUGUUUAGCUGCUUCAAGUAGAUAUGAACAAAAUCUUUGGUUAAAAUCGUUAACAUAUCGUUUAUUAAAUGGACAACCUGAAACAUUAGCUUUAAUAAAUAAAGUGGAAAAUCCGUUUAACGCUAAACCGCCUAAGUACAUAAGAGCCAGUCUUUAUCAUUAUCAUUACGUACCAUGGAAUAAUACAAAAAGUAAUACACAAGCUUGGUGGACUAGAGAAAAAGUAGAGACAUACAUGCCAAUGUAUAAAAGGGAUGACUUAUCUUUAAUUGAAUAUUUAUCAAAGAUCAAAUUAAUUCAAGAAAAACCAACAUUAAAAAUCACCAAUCUAAUAGCUACAUCAACAUUAGAUACGAUUAGACGUUUAGUUUCUAACGUCGAAGCAAGUUUAUUCUUGUGGGGAGUUCAUACAGCAGGCUGGGGAAUAAUACUUUUAUAAAUUUAAAUGUUAUUGAAAACAAUUUUAUUUUUAAGUAAAUAAUCACAUAAACAUGCUCAUAAACUAUUUAAUGAUAAUAUUAGAAUAUUAUCAUCAGAUUAAAUAAUGUAGUUUUUGAUAGAUAGUUCAUUUUAUUUGUACGCACAAAGAUUCGUGCAAUAUAUUCCUAACUUAUGAAAAUCUGUUAAUUGCUUAACUUAAAACAGUUAUGAGCACAAUUAAAAUUUAUUUAUAUAUUUUUAGAUAAUAUUGAAUUCA